Saccoglossus kowalevskii is the source of this 1927-nucleotide messenger RNA. Its product is annotated as scavenger receptor class B member 1-like. The record is from RefSeq and is a predicted model, not a curated record. Gene Ontology annotation, cellular component: membrane; lysosome; cytoplasm. Lineage: Eukaryota; Metazoa; Hemichordata; Enteropneusta; Harrimaniidae. Gene Ontology annotation, molecular function: scavenger receptor activity.
GUCAACGACGACACUUGCUGCACCCAAAGACACUCUGAGUGUCUUUGCUGCACCACAUAACUACGACAACUUAGUGGUAUCUCCGAACUAGUGAACAAGUGACAACAAUCUGGAGGACACCAACCACGUGCACUCAAGACACUCAUAGGCUAUCGAAGGACCAUUCUUUAUAGAGGUACGGUAAUCUUUACGUCACUACAUUGAUACAUAACCAUGUCGAAAAGAUGUUGCAAAGCGUGUGUCAUUGGUUUCGCUGUUCUUUUGUUUAUUGGUGCCGCUGUUCUCCCUCUUGCAAUGGAACGACUAGAACACAUACAGAUCUACGAGCUAAUGUCAUUGGAUCCCGAUUCAAGCUUCUAUCCGUUCUGGAGGGAUAUUCCCAUUCCAUUCUAUCAGCAGUAUUAUUUUUUCAACGUACUCAACAAGGAGGAGAUAUUGAAGGGAGAAAAACCAUGCGUCGAGCAAAUAGGGCCGUAUACAUACAGACAAUAUAUCAAUAGAAGUGAUAUUAGCUUAAAUGCCAAUGGAACAGUUUCCUACAGACUAAAACAAACCUAUGUAUUCCAGAGGAAAUUAUCUGUCGGGGACGAGGAUGAUAUGUUUACGACAUUAAAUAUUCCACUCAUGGUAUUGGCUGAUAUGGUGGAAAGCAAACCAUGGAUUGUACGUGAAAUAAUGGAAGAGAUGCUGAAAAUUGAAAAAGAAGAGUUAUUUGUCAGACUAUCAGUUAGACAACUAAUUUUGGGUUAUCCAGAACCAUUAUUUAAAAUAUUGCAGAAAAUCGUUGGCAAGAAGAUUAUUCCAAGCAAUCAUUUUGGAUUUCUCUUGGAUAGGAAUGGUACGGACACGGGUCUCUUCACCGUCAAUUCCGGCAAGAAUAAUAAAUGGAUGCUAAAUAAAAUCGACAGAUGGAAUGGAAUAUCUAAGUUGAACUACUGGAACUCUGAAAUGGCAAAUACAAUUAACGGAACCGACGGUUCAAUGUUUCACCCAUAUAUCUGUAAAAGAGAAGUACUGAAUGUAUUCAUACCAGAUAUGUGCAGAUCGAUACCCUACUUAUAUCAAGAAGAGACAUCGUAUAUGGAUGUCAAGUUGUGGCGCUUCUCUUUAGCCCAAUAUACUUAUGCAAAUGGGACGGAUUACGCACCAAACCAAGGAUUCUGUACCAGGGGAUGUCUGCCAUCGGGUCUGUUAGAUAUUGGUGCAUGUAGAGGAGGUGCACGUAUGAGCUUGUCGAAUCCGCAUUUCUUUGAAGGUGACCCCGAAUUAGCAGCCGCCAUUGUGGGACUCAGUCCAAACCAAGACAAUCACCAAAACUACAUGGAUAUUGAAAGAAUUAUGGGAUUGCCGUGGCGCGUUGAAGCAAGGGUACAACUCAAUGUGUUUGCUCGGCAGGUAAAAAUGAUAAAACAAACUGGAAAUAUUCGAACUGUGCAUUUUCCUGUCUUAUGGUUCGAACAGAAAAUACUGAUCACCGACGCUGUUGUAGAUAUUUACAAGAACAAACUUGUCAUAUCGACACUGAUAGCGUCGAUAAUACAGUACGUGUUUAUAGUAUUAGGUUGUAUAUUUAGUGUCUCAGUGAUUAUACUGGCUGUGAAGAAGUGGCGGUGUCGUAAAUCAGUUACGGUACAGAGCAAUAGUACAGUUUCCACGGAGAAGCAGCCGUUGCUAUGCAACGCACCAGUAAACUAAAGUAUCGUCAAUUUAUGUUGAUGUCGUGCGCGUACAGCUAUCUUUGUCUGGUUACGUGGCUUAUAUUACUAGAGUUCUACUGCUGUUCAUUGGAUUAUUAUAUUCCACCCUAUUCAUAAAAUGUAACAAUCAAAGUAUUAAACGUUUCUACCGUGACAGUUACGAUUAAAGGUUUUUUAAAUUUUCUGUUUAAUGUAACAAAAUAUAGAAAAAUUAAUACAGUUUACAUAAG